UUUCUCUGGUCUGUCUUUCUCUAUUUUGUGUCGCCAUUUAAUUUGUCUGAGAAGAAAACCUCUUAUUCAUUCUCUAAAUCCUUUCCGAAUUUCACUCCCUCAACAUCAUGAUUUAAUCCACUCAAUUUAUUCUUAUUUUCACUUUGGGCUUUCCGUAUCAGACUGAGACAUGUUCAAUAGUGCAGCGAAGUCCCAGUAUGUUGGUGGCCAGAAAGAAAAGUUUGUAAGGCUGGAUGAUUUGGAUUCUAGAUUAUCAUCACCUGCUUCUUCAGUUGGGAUGAACAAAUGCGGAUUUGAUGGGUUAACCCGUUCAAGACAUGCACCUACUGCCCCGACAAGAUCUUUCAAAAAUGGAAUAAAAAAAGGAUCAGAAGGACUAAAAUCAAUUGGUCGAUCACUUGGAUUUGGGGUUUCUCCGGCUGUGUUCCCUGAAGAUCUUAAAGUGUCAGAGAAAAAAAUCUUAGACCCUCAAGAUAAAUUCCUCUUAAUGUGGAAUAAAUUCUUUGUUGUCUCGUGUAUUCUGGCUGUAUCUAUUGAUCCACUGUUCUUCUAUCUUCCGGUAUUUGAUAAGACCAAAACUUGCCUUGGUAUAGAUCGAAAGCUAGCUAUUAUUGCUACAACAUUGAGGACUGUUGUUGAUGCUUUUUAUCUUAUUCACAUGGCUCUUGAGUUCAGAACUGCUUAUAUUGCUCCAUCAUCACGUGUUUUUGGACGGGGUGAACUUGUAAUUGAUCCAGGACAAAUAGCUAAACGAUAUAUGCGGUGGUAUUUCAUCAUUGAUUUCCUUUCUGUGCUGCCCUUGCCCCAGUUUGUUAUCUGGAGAUAUCUGCAGAGGUCUAAAGGUUCUGAUGUCCUAGCUACAAAAGAAGCCUUACGUUUUAUUGUGUUAAUUCAGUAUGUCCCAAGAUUUGCUCGAAUUGUCCCAUUAACUUCAGAACUGAAAAGGACCGCUGGUGUUCUUGCGGAAACUGCUUGGGCUGGGGCAGCUUAUUAUUUGUUGCUGUACAUGCUUGCUAGUCAUAUUGUUGGGGCUUUGUGGUAUUUGAUGUCCGUAGAGCGUAAUAAUACAUGCUGGAAGAAAGCUUGUAAAACAAGCAAACAUGAUACAGAUUUCUUGUAUUGUGGAAAUGAGUACAUGACUGGUUAUAAUAGCUGGAUUAGCAACAGUACCGCUAUUUUAAAGGAAGGUUGCUCUCCAGAGGGUGAUAACCCGCCAUUUGAUUUUGGGAUUUUCAACCAGGCUUUGUCAUCGGGCAUUGUUUUUUCUACAAAAUUUGUGCAAAAGUACUGCUACUGUUUGUGGUGGGGGCUGCAGAAUUUGAGUACUUUGGGACAGGGGCUUAAAACCAGCACUUAUCCUGGAGAGACUAUAUUUUCUAUUGCACUUGCCAUAUCCGGCCUCAUUCUAUUUGCUCUAUUGAUUGGCAACAUGCAGACAUAUCUUCAAUCUUUAACCAUUCGACUUGAAGAGAUGAGAGUUAAGAGGCGUGACUCAGAGCAAUGGAUGCAUCAUCGGUUACUUCCGGAGGAUCUUCAGGAGCGUGUUAGACGUUAUGAUCAAUACAAGUGGUUAGAAACUCGUGGUGUUGAUGAAGAGAAUUUGGUUCAAACUCUGCCAAAGGAUCUCAGGAGGGACAUCAAGCGUCAUCUUUGUCUUGCUUUGGUCAAAAGGGUUCCUCUAUUUGAGAACUUGGACGAGAGGCUGCUGGACGCCAUUUGCGAACGGCUAAAACCUUGUUUAUAUACUGAUAGUAGCUACAUCGUCCGUGAAGGAGAUCCAGUUGAUGAAAUGCUUUUCAUCAUACGUGGCCGUCUAGAGAGUAUUACCACUGAUGGUGGCAGAAGUGGGUUCUUCAACCGUAGUUUGUUGAAAGAAGGAGACUUCUGUGGUGAGGAGCUUCUGACCUGGGCACUGGACCCUAAAUCUGGUGCUAAUCUUCCGUCUUCCACAAGAACAGUGAAGGCCUUGAGAGAGGUUGAAGCUUUUGCCCUACCAGCCGAUGAGCUGAAAUUUGUUGCCACCCAGUUUCGACGACUACACAGCCGACAGGUUCAACACACUUUUAGGUUCUACUCCCAGCAGUGGCGGACAUGGGCUGCUUGUUUCAUUCAGGCGGCCUGGCGGAGAUACUCGAAGAGGAAGAUAUUGGAGCAGCGACGGAAAGAGGAAGAAGAAGAAGAGGAGGCAGCACAAGCAGCACGUAACAGUACAGCUAGUAGCGGAACCUCUUACAGCCUUGGGGCUACCUUCUUGGCUUCAAAGUUUGCAGCUAAUGCUCUUCGUGGGGUCCAACGUAAUCGAAACUUGAGGACUGCUAGGGAAUUGGUGAAACUGCAAAAGCCUCCGGAGCCUGAUUUUACUGCUGAUACUGAUUAGUUUUGUGUAUUUGUUUCUACUUAUAAAAUGUCAAAACUUAGGUGUUAAUACUUUAUACUAAAUUUGAUUGGUGAGAAGGCUUGGAAAGUGUAGUGUUGCUGUAAAAAGGUUGUAAUUGUGAUGAUGGAUAACAAAAUUAUGUAAUUUUGUAUCAUAGAUACUAUAUGCCAAUUCUUUUUCAGAGACUCA
Erigeron canadensis is the source of this 2566-nucleotide messenger RNA. RefSeq names its product probable cyclic nucleotide-gated ion channel 5. Lineage: Eukaryota; Viridiplantae; Streptophyta; Magnoliopsida; Asterales; Asteraceae. The coding region runs from base 170 to 2377 and encodes 735 amino acids. The record is from RefSeq and is a predicted model, not a curated record. Gene Ontology annotation, cellular component: membrane. The transcript is spliced from 8 exons. Gene Ontology annotation, molecular function: protein binding; monoatomic ion channel activity. Gene Ontology annotation, biological process: transmembrane transport; monoatomic ion transport.